This is a messenger RNA of Canis lupus familiaris (dog), 6721 nucleotides long. Its product is annotated as mucin-6-like. NCBI's taxonomy places the organism in Eukaryota, Metazoa, Chordata, Mammalia, Carnivora, Canidae. The record is from RefSeq and is a predicted model, not a curated record. The annotation marks the transcript as partial. The transcript is spliced from 4 exons.
CCACCCCUACCUCGGUCAGCACUGUCAACACCUCCACCUCCCCACGGUCACAUCCAACAUCACCGAUCCACCAGGAGGCAUCUUCCCCCCAUCCCACCACCAUCUCCAACCACCCUCCUACGGACAGUGACCACGACCUCCUGGACUCGCUCAGCAGCGACCAGCAAGUCGCACACUCCCCACACCUCUCACGCUGCAUCCUCGCCUGCUGUCCCCACCAGCACAGUCCACUCCACAGGUCCCCCUACCGGGACAUCCUUCCGGACCACUACAGCCUUCCCCAGCCCAUCAAGCUCCGAGACCACCAUCUCCUCCCAUGCGUCCGCCUCCACCACGUCCUCGGUGACCAGCACCUCCCAUCUGAUCAUCAGCCCAACACACCAACCGACGCCCUCUCCCCACUCCACUGCCAGACACACUGGAACCCCAUCCCAGUCUCCACACAGCCCCGGCACAGGCACACAGCCCACGCACACAAAACCCCCACUGACGCGGACCACGGCCACCCCUACCUCGGUCAGCACAGUCAGAACUUCCACCUCCCCACGGUCACAACGAACAUCACCUAUCCACGAGGAGGCAUCUUCCGCCCAUCCCACCACAAUCUCCAACCACUCUCCUAGGACAGUGACCACAACCUCCUGGACUCGCUCAGCAGCGACCAGCAAGCCGCACACUCCCCACACCUCUCACGCUGCAUCCUCGCCUGCUGUCCCCACCAGCACAGUCCACUCCACAGGUCCCCCUACCGGGACAUCCUUCCGGACCACCACAGCCUUCCCCAGCCCAUCAAGCCCCGAGACCACCAUCUCCUCCCAUGCGUCCGCCUCCAGCACAUCCUCGGUAACCACCACCUCCCACCUGGUCAUCAGCCCAACAUACGAACCGACCCCCUCUCCCCACUCCACUGCCAGACUCACUGGAACCCCAUCCCCGUCUCCACACAGCCCCGGCACAGGCACACAGCCCACGCACACAAAACCCCCACUGACGCGGACCACGGCCACCCCUACCUCGGUCAGCACAGUCAAAACUUCCACCUCCCCACAGUCACAUACAACAUCACCUAUCCACCAGGAGGCAUCUUCUGCCCAUCCCACCACCAUCUCCAACCACCCUCCUAGGACAGUGACCAGCAAGCCGCACACUCCCCACACCUCUCACACUGCAUCCUCACCUGCUGUCCCCACCAGCACAGUCCACACCACAGGUCCCCCUACCGGGACAUCCUUCCGGACUACCACCGCCUUUCCCAGCCCUUCCCGCCCCGAGACCACCGUCUCCACUCACAUGUCUGCCUCCAGCACAUCCUCGGUGACCCCCACCUCCCAUCUCGACAUCACUCCAACGCAACACCUGACACUCUCUCCCCACUCCACUGCCAGACACACUGGAACCCCAUCCUCAUCUCCCCACAGCCCUGAUACAGGCACACAGCCCACGCACACCACACCCCAACUGACCCAGACCACCGCCACCCCUACCUCGGUCAGCACAACCAGAACCUCCACGUCCCGACAGUCGUAUCCAUCAGCACCCAUCCACCAGGAGGCCUCUUCAACCCACUCCAGCACCACCUCCAACCAGACUCCGAGGACGGGAUUCGCAACCUCCCCGACUCACUCAGCAACGGCGAGCAAGUCACACACGCCCCACACGCUCCAAACGUCUCACUCAGCGCUCACACCUUCUGUCCCUACCAAAACCUCGCACACCACAGGUCCGCCUUCGGGGACAUCCUUCCGGACUACCACAGCCUUCCCCAGCCCAUCAAGCCCCGAGACCACCAUCUCCUCCCUAGCGUCUGCCUCCACCACGUCCUCGGUGACCAGCACCUCCCAUCUGGUCAUCAGCCCAACACACCAACCGACCCCCUCUCCUCACUCCACUGCCAGACACACUGGAACCCCAUCCCCGUCUCCACACAGCCCCGGCACAGGCACACAGCCCACGCACACAAAACCCCCACUGACGCGGACCACGGCCACCCCUACCUUGGUCAGCACAGUCAAAACUUCCACCUCCCCACGGUCACAUCCAACCUCACCGAUCCACCAGGAGGCAUCUUCCCCCCAUCCCACCACCAUCUCCAACCACCCUCCUAGGACAGUGACCACGACCUCCUGGACUCGCUCAGCAGCGACCAGCAAGCCGCACACUCCCCACACCUCUCACGCUGCAUCCUCGCCUGCUGUUCCCACCAAAACAGUCCACUCCACAGGUCCCCCUACCGGGACAUCCUUCCGGACCACCACAGCCUUCCCCAGCCCAUCAAACCCCGAGACCACCAUCUCCUCCCAUGUGUCCGCCUCCACCACGUCCUCGGUGACCAGCACCUCCCAUCUGAUCAUCAGUCCAACACACCAACCGACGCCCUCUCCCCACUCCACUGCCAGACACACUGGAACCCCAUCCCCGUCUCCACACAGCCCCAGCACAGGCACACAGCCCACGCACACAAAACCCCCACUGACGCGGACCACGGCCACCCCUACCUCGGUCAGCACAGUCAAAACUUCCACCUCCCCACGGUCACAACGAACAUCACCUAUCCACGAGGAGGCAUCUUCCGCCCAUCCCACCACAAUCUCCAACCACGCUCCUACGACAGUGACCACAGCCUCCUGGACUCGCUCAGCAGCGACCAGCAAGCCGCACACUCCCCACACCUCUCAUGCUACAUCCUCGCCUGCUGUCCCCACCAGCGCAGUCCACACCACAGGUCCCCCUACCGGGACAUCCUUCCGGACCACCACAGCCUUCCCCAGCCCAUCAAGCACCGAAACCACCAUCUCCUCCCAUGCGUCCGCCUCCACCACGUCCUCGACACACUGGAACCCCAUCCCCGUCUCCACACAGCCCCGGCACAGGCACACAGCCCACGCACACAAAGCCCCCACUGACGCGGACCACGGUCACCCCUACCUCGGUCAGCACAGUCAAAACUUCCACCUCCCCACGGUCACAACGAACAUCACCUAUCCACGAGGAGGCAUCUUCCGCCCAUCCCACCACAAUCUCCAACCACGCUCCUACGACAGUGACCACAACCUCCUGGACUCGCUCAGCAGCGACCAGCAAGCCGCACACUCCCCACACCUCUCACGCUACAUCCUCGCCUGCUGUCCCCACCAGCGCAGUCCACACCACAGGUCCCCCUACCGGGACAUCCUUCCGGACCACCACAGCCUUCCCCAGCCCAUCAAGCACCGAAACCACCAUCUCCUCCCAUGCGUCCGCCUCCACCACGUCCUCGGUGACCAGCACCUCCCAUCUGGUCAUCAGCCCAACACACCAACCGACCCCCUCUCCUCACUCCACUACCAGACACACUGGAACCCCAUCCCCGUCUCCACACAGCCCCGGCACAGGCACACAGCCCACGCACACAAAGCCCCCACUGACGCGGACCACGGUCACCCCUACCUCGGUCAGCACAGUCAAAACUUCCACCUCCCCACGGUCACAACGAACAUCACCUAUCCACGAGGAGGCAUCUUCCGCCCAUCCCACCACAAUCUCCAACCACGCUCCUACGACAGUGACCACAACCUCCUGGACUCGCUCAGCAGCGACCAGCAAGCCGCACACUCCCCACACCUCUCACGCUACAUCCUCGCCUGCUGUCCCCACCAGCGCAGUCCACACCACAGGUCCCCCUACCGGGACAUCCUUCCGGACCACCACAGCCUUCCCCAGCCCAUCAAGCACCGAAACCACCAUCUCCUCCCAUGCGUCCGCCUCCACCACGUCCUCGGUGACCAGCACCUCCCAUCUGGUCAUCAGCCCAACACACCAACCGACCCCCUCUCCUCACUCCACUACCAGACACACUGGAACCCCAUCCCCGUCUCCACACAGCCCCGGCACAGGCACACAGCCCACGCACACAAAGCCCCCACUGACGCGGACCACGGCCACCCCUACCUCGGUCAGCACAGUCAAAACUUCCACCUCCCCACGGUCACAACGAACAUCACCUAUCCACGAGGAGGCAUCUUCCGCCCAUCCCACCACAAUCUCCAACCACGCUCCUACGACAGUGACCACAACCUCCUGGACUCGCUCAGCAGCGACCAGCAAGCCGCACACUCCCCACACCUCUCACGCUACAUCCUCGCCUGCUGUCCCCACCAGCGCAGUCCACACCACAGGUCCCCCUACCGGGACAUCCUUCCGGACCACCACAGCCUUCCCCAGCCCAUCAAGCACCGAAACCACCAUCUCCUCCCAUGCGUCCGCCUCCACCACGUCCUCGGUGACCAGCACCUCCCAUCUGAUCAUCAGUCCAACACACCAACCGACCCCCUCUCCUCACUCCACUACCAGACACACUGGAACCCCAUCCCCGUCUCCACACAGCCCCGGCACAGGCACACAGCCCACGCACACAAAACCCCCACUGACGCGGACCACGGCCACCCCUACCUCGGUCAGCACUGUCAACACCUCCACCUCCCCACGGUCACAUCCAACAUCACCUAUCCACCAGGAGACAUCUUCCGCCCAUCCCACAACCAUCUCCAACCACCCUCCUAGGACAGUGACCACAACUUCCUGGACUCGCUCAGCAGCGACCAGCAAGUCGCACACUCCCCACACCUCUCACGCUGCAUCCUCGCCUGCUGUCCCCACCAGCACAGUCCACUCCACAGGUCCCCCUACCGGGACAUCCUUCCGGACCACUACAGCCUUCCCCAGCCCAUCAAGCUCCGAGACCACCAUCUCCUCCCAUGCGUCCGCCUCCACCACGUCCUCGGUGACCAGCACCUCCCAUCUGAUCAUCAGCCCAACACACCAACCGACCCCCUCUCCCCACUCCACUGCCAGACACACUGGAACCCCAUCCCCGUCUCCACACAGCCCCGGCACAGGCACACAGCCCACGCACACAAAGCCCCCACUGACGAGGACCACGGCCACCCCUACCUCGGUCAGCACAGUCAAAACCUCCACCUCCCGACCAUCACAUCCAACAUCACCUAUCCACCAGGAGGUAUCUUCCGUCCAUACCUCCGCCUUCCCCAGCCCAUCGCACCCUGGGACAACCCUCUCCAUGCACACGUCUGCCUCCACCACAGCCUCGGUGACCCCCACCUCCCAUCUCGUCAUCACCCCAACAUAUGAACCGACACCGUCUCCCUACUCCACUGCUAGACACACGCGCACGUCCACCUCCACCAUGUCCUCUGUGUCCCGCACCUCCCACAUCUUCAUCAGCCCAACACAGCAGCCCAUGCCCUCUCCCAUUUCCACUGCCACACACACUGGAUCCCCUACUCCAUCUCCAUUCUUCUCCAGCUCAAGUUCAAUCUCCCACACUCUGACUUCUUCAAGCUCUCCAAGCACAUCAAUUACUGCCUCUGUUUCUUCCAUUGUUUAUUCUUCAGGUGCCUCCAUCCCCAUGUUGUCCUCCAGGUCCUCUCCUUCCCCCCAUACUUUUCUCCCCUCUACUCUGCCCACUAAGCCUCUUCCCCAUGUGAGUCCUAGCUCGGUGUCCAGCACCAUCAUUCCUCCUUCUUCAACCAAGACCACACCCAGCACCCCCUUCUCCCACAAUCUCUCUUCCCAUUCUACUACUUCACAGUCUACGUCCCUUACCACUCGAAACCCCACAUCUGGUAUCUUUUCAUCCACCAUGGGAAUUACUUCUCCCACCACUAAUCUCACCACUGGACCAUCUACUAUCAGUAGGCUGCCGACCACUGUCAUCCUGACCACCCCAACCUCUCGCCAUGGGAGCUCAACCCUUCCUAAUAUAGGAUCCCUAUCUACUGUGGGACCCUCUGUCUCCUCUCUGGUGACAUCUCCAUCCAGCUCUACAGGGGUCUGUGACGUGAAGGAGCUUGAGGAGGAGGUCACGUACCGAGGGUGCACAGCCAAUGUGACAGUGACCCGCUGUGAGGGUUCCUGUCCUGCAUCGGCCAGCUUCAACAUCUACACGAACCAAGUGGACACCCACUGUAGCUGCUGCCACCCCGUCAGCUCCUACCAGAAGCAGUUUGUGCUGCCCUGCUCAGACCCUGAAGUGCUGGGACAGCAGUUGGUAUUAACACUACAGAUGUUCAGCAGCUGUGCAUGUAGUCCACAGCACUGUGGGGUCUAGAGGAAACAGCCCCCCAGGUGUGAGGACAAAGCACCCCUCCCAACACCAGCCCCACUACCGCUCCUGACACUGGUUUCCUGUGCUCAGCAGCCCCUCACCUUCCACAAGGCACAACGUCAAAAAGCCCCCACACACAGCUUACCAGGGCACUUGCCAGGAAGGGGCUGCAGACCCUAAGCCGAGCAGGUGGCAAUAAACUGGUGCCUCCUAGCCAUACCUGUCGAUCGUCCACACAGCCUCUCAGACUUUGAAGGUGGCUACCCAUCCCUGCCAGAACCAGCCCCCAGAAACAGCCUGAGCAACAGGUGCCUGGGAGGGGGCAACGGGAAAGGCCACUCUAGCGGGAGGCCUGAGAAGAGGGGACACAUGUCCCACGAGAUGCAAGGCAUCUGAGCAAGGGACGAGCAAGGAAGAGGCACAGGGCAGCAGUAAAGGUGACAUCAAGGCGAGGAUACUACAGCCGGGGAAGGGAAGGGAGGGGAGGAUGCAAGCACCAGCCAGUAUCAGCACCUGCCCACCAACCAAGCUCACCCUGGGGAGGGGCAUCACACAUGCCAUGCCAAGACCAACGCACUGUGAACAGAUAACAAAUAAACUAGCAUUGGCCAACACAUA